This is a messenger RNA of Sinocyclocheilus rhinocerous, 1198 nucleotides long. RefSeq names its product coenzyme Q4 homolog (S. cerevisiae) (gene coq4). NCBI's taxonomy places the organism in Eukaryota, Metazoa, Chordata, Actinopteri, Cypriniformes, Cyprinidae. The transcript is spliced from 7 exons. Gene Ontology annotation, biological process: ubiquinone biosynthetic process. Gene Ontology annotation, cellular component: mitochondrial inner membrane; mitochondrion. The record is from RefSeq and is a predicted model, not a curated record. Bases 29 to 868 code for a protein of 279 amino acids.
GCCAUACAUGCAGUCCAUGUAAUCCAUUAUGCGUGGUCUGUCGGGUGCUUUCCUUAGCUUUUUUAAAACCUCUCGCGGAUGUCAUUGUCUACGUUCAUAUGGAGUACUCACCGGACAGCAGUACACAAGCUCAGAUUCAAAACAAUACGAUGGAAGGUUGUAUCCAAGCCAUAUCCCAACAAGUUCUGUCCAGAAGGCUGUUUUGGCUUUAGGCUCUGGAGUGGCUGCUCUGAAGAACCCCUACAGACAUGAUAUGGUUGCAGUGCUUGGGGAAACCACAGGGCAACAGGCCCUGAUCAAGUUAAGGGAUCGGAUGAGAAAUGACCCUGAAGGUUACACUAUUCUCAUAGAGCGUCCAAGGAUCCGUCUAUCUACAUUAGACCUCACUCGAAUGUCUGCUUUGCCAGAUGGGACUUUUGGAAGAGAGUAUCUCCGUUUCCUAAAAGAAAAUAAAGUCACCCCCGACACAAGAGCUGAUGUAAAGUUUGUGGAUGAUGAGGAGCUAGCGUAUGUCAUGCAACGAUAUCGUGAGGUCCAUGAUCUGUUGCAUACCUUGCUUAGUAUGCCCACCAAUAUGCUAGGUGAGGUUGUUGUGAAAUUGUUUGAAGCUGCACAGACUGGUCUGCCCAUGUGUGUUCUGGGAGCAAUGCUCGGACCCCUCCAUCUGUCUGUCAGUCGUCUACAGUUGCUGGUUCGGUCUCUGGGACCAUGGGCGCUGCGCAAUGGCAGUCGUGCCCGAUGUGUUCUGAGCAUCUUCUAUGAACGGCGCUGGGAGCAGAACCUUGAUGAACUGAGACAUGAGUUGAACAUUGAGCCACCACCUGUCGAUCUGAUCCCAUCCAGCAAGAAUUCAUUCUCAAACUCGUAGCACGCGCACCUGUCUAACUGAAAUUUGAACUUGUGGGAAAGCCCCACAAGGAACCUACAUACAUCCUAUUGGUAACAAAGAUCACCUUUUCCUUCUUCCUCCUAUGACGGGAAAUGAUGCUUAAAAACAAAUGUCAUGUAACAAUGUUAAAAAUACUAUGGCAUGUAUAGUGAAGUAAUUAGGUUGUUCAGGAAGAAGAUGAAGGAAGUUUAAUAUAAAACAUUUAGUAAACAUCUAUUCACUGUUGAUUUAUAGGAUUAUAGGAACACACUUGAUACUAGAAUGUUCAUUGUUCCUAAUACAUUGGAAUUAAACCAGUACAUGAACAAA